AGUUCCUCCUCGGUCGCUAAUCAGCGCAUGCGCAGCCUCCCAUCUCUCUUUUCUCUCGAGCCGCCAUCAUGGGUCGCAUGCACGCUCCGGGGAAGGGCUUGUCCCAGUCCGCACUCCCAUACAGACGCAGCGUUCCCACUUGGCUGAAGCUGACGUCUGAUGAUGUGAAGGAACAGAUUUACAAACUGGCCAAGAAGGGUCUGACCCCAUCCCAGAUUGGUGAGUGUGGGAAGAAGGGUCUCAUUGGUAUUGGGGGUGGGGGGGAUUAUGGGGGCCCCUGGCAGGUUCUUCAGGUGGAUCUGAUUGCAUGUUCUCUUCCUCAGGAUAAAGAUGCCAAAUUCCGUCUGAUUCUCAUUGAGAGCCGAAUCCACAGACUCGCUCGUUACUACAAGACCAGGAGAGUCCUCCCGCCCACCUGGAAGUAG
This is a messenger RNA of Nanorana parkeri, 425 nucleotides long. It is a transcript of the gene RPS13, whose product is annotated as ribosomal protein S13. Lineage: Eukaryota; Metazoa; Chordata; Amphibia; Anura; Dicroglossidae. The record is from RefSeq and is a predicted model, not a curated record. Gene Ontology annotation, molecular function: small ribosomal subunit rRNA binding; structural constituent of ribosome. The transcript has 4 exons. Bases 69 to 425 code for a protein of 118 amino acids. Gene Ontology annotation, biological process: translation. Gene Ontology annotation, cellular component: nucleolus; cytosolic small ribosomal subunit; ribosome.